ACAGCUGCGUCACAGAACCAGGAUAUUAUUGUAGCUGAUAACAGAAACUGAAAGUAAUACAGGUUAUACAGGUAUUUGUCUCCCAAUCUGUGUGUACAUGCAGUAAAAUGGCGGCAGAGAACUUUAGCUGUCCCGUGUGUCUGGAUCUACUGAAGGAUCCAGUGACCAUUCCCUGUGGACACAAUUAUUGUAUGAGCUGCAUUACAGAGUUCUGGAAUCAAGAUGAUCAGGAAGUCUACAGCUGCCCUGAGUGCAGGCAGACCUUCAACCCAAGACCUGCUCUGAAUAAAAACACCAUGCUGAGUACAGUGGUGGAGAAACUAAAGGCGAAACUACAAGCUGAUGUUCCUGCUCCGUGUUAUGCUGAAGCUGGAGAUGUGGAGUGUGACGUCUGCACUGGCAGAAAAUACAAAGCUGUCAAGUCAUGUUUGGUGUGUCUGAACUCCUUCUGUCACAAUCAUCUUGAACAACAUGAGAGUCUCUUUAAAGGAAAGAGACACAAUCUGACAGAUCACACAGACAAAUUUUGGGAGAUGAUCUGCCCCAAACAUAAUAAACAGCUGGAAAUCUACUGUCGUACUGAUCAGCAAUGCAUAUGUUAUUUGUGUACAAUGGAUAAUCAUAAAAAUCAUGAUACUGUGGCAGCGGUAUCCGAGAGAACAGAAAAACAGAUGUUAUUGCAACAAACACAGAAAAAGUGCAAGCAAAAAAUACAAGAGAGAGAAAAAUAUGUUCAGAUGCUGAAAGCGGAUGUGUCGUCUCAUAAGCGCUCUGCACAGACAGCCGUGGAGGAGUGUGACAGGAUCUGCACUGAACUGAUCAGCUCCAUUGAGAGAACACGCUCUGAGGUGAUACAGCUGAUCAGAGAUCAGGAAAAGAGUGCAGUGACUCAGGCUGAAGGACUCUGGGAGUAUCUGGAGCAGGAGAUUGAUGAUCUGAGGAGAAGUGAUGCCAAGCUUAAGCAGCUUUCACACACAGAUGAUCAUAUUUAUUUCAUCCAGAGUUUCCAGUCUGUCUUUGUACCUCAUGAAAUUACAGAUGAAGUCCUCAGCAAAUAUUGCUGUCAUUUUCCCUCUUUUGAAGAUGUGGGAGAAACUGUCUCUCAGUUGAACGAAACAAUGCAGUAUUUCUGUGAAGAGGCAAUAGAAAACAUAUCUAACAGAGAUUAUGAUUGUUCUUGGAUGGUUAGAACUACACCAUUAGAAAGCCAAAAAGAGAGAACACUAAAUAAAGAAGAGGAGAAGAAGAGCACUAACGAAGAAGUGUCCAUUGAGCCAAAUGUUUUCUUGCCAAAGAUGGAGGUGAAGACUGGUGUGGAGCACUGUAAACCUGAGGUUGACACUAAGGAUGAGGAGAUCUUGUUCGUAAAGAGUACCACACUUUAUUGCUUUGAUCCUGAUCUUAGUCAGUGGAAGAAGCGUGGAAGGGGAAACCUCAUGAUCCUCUUCAACCCAACAAAUAAGUGCUACCGUGUACUUAUGAGAAGGGAUCAGGACCUCACAGUGUGUGCCAACCACAUCAUUACCAAGAGCAUUGAGCUGAAGCCCAUGAACACUUCUGCUAAUGCACUGGUGUGGAAGGCUACUGACUAUGCAGAGCGAGAUGCUAAAGUAGAACAGUUUGCAGCCAAGUUCAAUACUCCAGAAUUGGCUGAGUCUUUCAGGCGAACAUUUACAGACUGCGUGUCGCAGGUGGACACCUCUCAAAUGUCCAUAGCCGUGGGACUUUCAAGAGAGACCAACCCAGUGGUCUUCUUCAGCAUCGCUGUAGACGACGACCCAAUCGGACGGAUCACAAUGGAGCUUUUCGCUCAUAUUGUUCCUAAAACGUCUGAAAACUUCAGAGCUCUGUGUACUGGGGAGAAGGGGUUUGGUUACCGCAACUCAGUUUUUCACAGGAUCGUACCAGACUUCAUGUGUCAGGGGGGUGAUAUCACCAAUCACGAUGGAACAGGCGGAAAAUCAAUCUAUAGAAAUACGUUUGAAGAUGAAAACUUUGACGUGAGGCACACAGGACCAGGGCUGCUGUCCAUGGCCAACCGCGGAAGAGAUACCAACAGCUCUCAGUUCUUUAUUACUCUUAAAAAAGCAGAGCACUUAGACUUUAAGCAUGUCGCCUUUGGCUUUGUCAAAGAUGGCAUGAAUGUUUUAAAAAGGAUAGGAAAACUGGGAACUAAAGAAGGAAAACCCUCAAAAAAGAUAACCAUCAAAGAUUGUGGACAGUUGUAAACUUUUCUACAUCGCUGGCUUAGAAAGAUAAGGUGGUAUCUGACUUUUUUCCAAAUUCACAUAUGCUUAUUCUGUAACAUAUUUAAAUUAUGAGAUGUUUUUUUCCAAGACAAGACUAUUCAACAAACAAAGUUGACUAGAAUGCUAAAACUAUUCAAAAUUACUCCGAAUGCAGAUAAUACCUUUUUUUACAUACUGCUUACAUACUGCUAUUUGUCAUCCAUAAAAUGUGUGAAAUGCUGAUUCUUUAAGUUUAAUGUCUGUAGUGGUUUAUUUUUGUAUUUUUAAUGGAUUAAUUAGCAGCAUGAUUUAUCAGCAAUAUUAAUUUAAAUAUGGCGCAUAUGCUCUAUAUUGUAUGAUUGAACAGAUUUAUAUAAUUACAAAUAGAUGUCCAAUAAUCAGCAUUACUGAACAAAAUGAAAUGAUUUUGGCUACUUCAGUGAGUAUAUGGCAGUUGGCGGCUAAUAUAUUUUAGUAACAAUUAAGCAAAAUUUUCAAAAGUCUGAUUAGAGAAAUGUGUGAUGUGUCUAGCUUUUGGGUAAACAAACACAAUUAAAUCACAAUAGUAUAGAUUUUGUGUCAACUAAAUGAUGUUGAGAUUCCCUGAUAACUGAGGGACUGCUACAAAACUAUUACAAAAGGCAGCAAACAUACAUUGAUGCCCUAUAGCAAGA
This is a messenger RNA of Paramisgurnus dabryanus, 2902 nucleotides long. Its product is annotated as peptidyl-prolyl cis-trans isomerase A-like. Gene Ontology annotation, cellular component: cytoplasm. Lineage: Eukaryota; Metazoa; Chordata; Actinopteri; Cypriniformes; Cobitidae. Gene Ontology annotation, molecular function: cyclosporin A binding; zinc ion binding; peptidyl-prolyl cis-trans isomerase activity. Gene Ontology annotation, biological process: intracellular transport; protein peptidyl-prolyl isomerization; protein folding. The record is from RefSeq and is a predicted model, not a curated record.